AUGGGGUCUGCUUUGGAGCACAGUGUCGAGUUUGACUUUCAUAUUGAGAAUGCGCUUAGUAUACUCAAUUCGUAUAGAAAUUCUUCAUGUAAGUUUGUGUUGAAGACGGAGCAAGAGACAGCCAUAAAGGAACUAUUAAAAGGAAAUGAUGUUUUGCCGACAGGAUUCGGUAAAAGUAUAAUUUUUAUCGUGUAUUUGUUGGCACAUAGUAGUUUCGUUGAACAGACUAGAGGCUCUUCUCAAAGCAGUGUGCUUGUGGUUUCUCCUCUGAAAAGUAUUAUAUGUGAUCAAGUGUUAGAGGUAUCUUUGUUCAAUUGCUCUGCAAUGGAGCUUUCGAAGGAAACUAUCCAUCAAAUCACAACAUCUCCGCCGCAAUUUAUAUAUUGUAGCGCGGAAAAUUGUAUAAACAAAGAUUUUCUUGAUAUGCUCAAGGAUGAUGGCUCACAAUUACACAAGUCUGUGGAAGCAAUAGUUGUGGAUGAGUCUCAUACAAUUGAGACAUGGACUGGAAAAUGGUAA
This is a messenger RNA of Paramuricea clavata, 519 nucleotides long. NCBI's taxonomy places the organism in Eukaryota, Metazoa, Cnidaria, Anthozoa, Malacalcyonacea, Plexauridae. The record is from the annotation of a GenBank genome assembly.